GUUCGCUUAAUGAACUUUUCAACGAAGGGAAAUGAUUCCCUCACUAAAUGGGCCAUUUUUCCAGCAGGAUCUGCAGACUAUAUGCUAAAUGCCACUGCAAUGGAAAUAAUUGGCAGGUUGGCUGAAAAUCAUCCCCAUCUACAGCAUUCCUUCGGAAGUUAUAAAUUGUUUGACUGGGUCAUUGAACCUCCACCAAAAAGGAAGCUUUGGCCGGGAAAUUACUUGGUUCUAGUGGUUGCAUUAGUUGUUUUGGUAGUUGGAUUAGCAGCUCCAGUUGGAUGGUUUAUUUGGAGGCGGAGGCAAGAACCCACUCUUCCAUAUGGACCAGUAGGAAGAGUUGAAACUGUUACUCAUGAUCAAGAACUGCAGCCGCUAAAAUGAAAUGAAUUAUUUGCCUCGGAUGGUUCAUCAUGCUAAAAAGGAAUUUUUGAAGUGGAAGUGCCGAUCUUUGAACCUUAGUUUACAUGUUGACAAAUAUGGUCAAACGUGAAGAAUUAUACCUGGUCACAGAUGUCAGUGUUCCUUCGGGAAUAGAUGUAUUCUUGUUAAAGAAAAGAAAAGGAACUGCUGCUUUCGAGUAAUGUCACUUCCAUAUGUGAAUGUUUUAGAUUUAUAUUUUAGAUGACACGAAAUAGGUUGCCAUUGCUGUUGUACUC
This is a messenger RNA of Nicotiana tabacum (common tobacco), 656 nucleotides long. The record is from RefSeq and is a predicted model, not a curated record. NCBI's taxonomy places the organism in Eukaryota, Viridiplantae, Streptophyta, Magnoliopsida, Solanales, Solanaceae.